Messenger RNA from Spodoptera litura, 2697 nucleotides. Lineage: Eukaryota; Metazoa; Arthropoda; Insecta; Lepidoptera; Noctuidae. The record is from RefSeq and is a predicted model, not a curated record.
GCUGCUCAGCCAGUAACCGCUAGUCAGUCAGGGAACACGAGUGCCAUUGGGCGCGCUCUAAAAAUAUCCGCGGACUUCGGCAUGUUAAUAAAACGAACAAAAUAACUUGACUUGUCAAUGACAAUAAGUAUGAACGAAGAUUGUAAAGUGAUUAUCAGUUUUUGAUACAAUUUCGGCGUCAGUUUGUAAGAGACAGUUUAUUUUGAAGUAAACUUGAUAUCGUAGUGAAUUCGCGGUAAUUUCCCCGUGUCUUAUUGUUUGUGAAUGGAAUCAAUGUUGUUUAUAUAAAAGGAUGUUAUCAUUACGGCACAUGGUACUAAGAAACUGAAUUUUCUAAAUUUCAUGGGAUUUAAAAGCUGGUGUGCAGUGCGUGUGUGAUGGUACGGACGCACACGGUGCUGCUGCUGGCGGUAGCACUGUGCGGCGCCGCCACUACGCUCGACUCCGAACUCGGGUUAGGCAAGGCGAUCAACAUAUUUAUGAGAUAUGGCUACCUCAGCAUCUGUAUGCGGGUGGUCCCUCGCAACGACACGGAAGGCUGGGUGUUCAGAGAGCCCACAGUCUCCGUGUUCAGGGAGGUGGAACAGUUCUCCAUCGCGCCAACUCCUCGUCACGCGAAGACACUCUUCGACGGAGACUUCCACAUGGAGUUCUGCGAUAACCUGAAGCAGUUGCUGCAGGCUUACUUUAGGGAUUUUAGCUUUGAAAGACUGGAGCGUCCAUGGCGUGCAUUCACCGCUGGCUGGCCGACGGACAUCAUGGCCAGAAACCUAGGCAUCAACUCUUCCUUCAUCAAUGGAGAUCACUGCUACGUUCUUGUUAGAGUUUCCAGGUUUCGUGAAACAGCCAAAUUGAGUGAUUUGCCAGGGAAUAUAGCCGUGGAGGAUGUAGUCUAUGACGCGAUACAGGAGGCCAACAUAGGCGACACAGCAUCCAUCGCUGAUUUUAUUAGAAAGUACGGUUCCCACUACAUUGCGUCGUAUAUCACUGGCAACUCGUUAUAUCAGGUAUUUGUGUUCUCUAGAACGGCAUACUCUAUGAUCAAAGAGAGGUUAAAAAGUAAAGGGGUAGCUGAUAUAACGGCUAAGGAACUUGAAGGAUACUUCUCACCAUGGCAUGCCAAGCAUAUAGGCCAGAUAAAGGUGGCUAGUGGCAAUAAAACUGUAGAAAACUGGGCGAUGAAGCGCCUAAGGGUUCACUACUACAUUUUCUCAUACCCCAGCUUACUAAAGCUGCAUGGAGAACCCUCUUUACUUAGGAGUCUGGACACCUUACUAGGAAACGAAGCCUUAUUGCAGUUAGAAUUAAAGACUUUAUCCCCUGCAUUUAAGGACGUGAAGAAGAAGAAAUGGUUUGAAGAAGUCAUAGACAAUUAUUUAAAACUUUGGGAAAGUAACAUGUGACGUAACGUUAGUUAAUAUUUUAAUUAAAUAGUGAAUAUUUUAUGAAGAGAUGUUGGAAACUGAUUAGCUAUUAAUGUCAGCAUUAUUUUUGAAGAAAAUGUUUGACAUUAACAGGGCUGGCUGUCCCGACAAAAUAGGGACAAAAUACGGUCGUUAAGUCGUGAACUUUAAAAGAUUUUCAACCUUAAUGUUUAGUUUAAGAGUUGUAAAUCUCUUAUUGUAUUUCUGACUUAGCAAUUGAAUAUAUUUGUUAAAAUUUCCAGCCCUUAGCUAAUCAAUCUAAUUGAAACAAUGCAUAAAAGUGACCAUUUUUAGCAACUAUUAAAAAAACAACGAACAUAUUUAUUUUAUUGUGAAUUUUGAAUUAAAAUGAUGUAGUUUUUAAGUACAAUAAAAUUGAAAUGUAUUCGUUAAGAGAAUUGUGAUUACUUAAUAAACUAAUAGAUUCACGAAUUGUGGUCAAAUAAACAAAUUAAUGCUAUCUAUAUCUGAAUGAAGUGAAUCGAAUUUUGAACGACUUGCAUAAAUAUAAAUAACUAUAAACUGUAUUUUUGUACAUAUUAUAUUAUCACAGUGUGCCUUAAUUAUAUUCUUCCAAAAUUAUUGAAUAAAAUAUUUACAAAUGCAUUAUUAUAAACAUAUGAUUCCACUGCAGACGAACUCUUUAAAUAUUUUCUAUACAAUAAAGAAAAAACAUUAUUCAUCACAAAUCAACUACAACACGUACAAAUAUUUAUUGAAUUUGAAAUGUAAGUUAGCGGUAGGUCCAGAAAAAAAAUGAGAUUCCUUAUCUUCCUUUCGAUAAAACUAUACAACAAAAAAACAAAACACUUUUUUUGUCUAUGAUUCAUUCAUUAGUCCACAAAUUGAACGCUAGAGGCGCUGCUAUCGUUAAAAGAUGUUAAUGUUGAUAGAAAAUAAUGUUUUAUUUUUCAGUUCGACUGUCUGCAUUGGAAUCAAAGUUUCAGAACCUUUUAAAAAGACUAUUUAAAAAAACAAAUCUGUCCAUUAAUGUAACUUUUAAAAUAUUUAAAUGACAAUAAAAUAUAGUUGUAAAGUGCAAUAAGAGAUUUCGCGACGCGAAUGCGAGAUCAAAAAACUGUAUGCAUUUAGUUUCGAAUAAGUAGUUAAAUUAUAAGUUUUAAUAAUUAAGGUGGUGUAAAUAUUAUUAUUUCGAUAAAUUAAUUAAAGUUAUUUUGUGACUGAGGUUGUUGUAUUUUUUAUGAUGAAAUAGGACCCCGACAAUGAACAUCAUGGAAACCAGUAAUUGGCUUCUUGUUGCAUACCACAUUCU